AUGGCCUUUGAGAUAGCAGACUACAGUCUUGUCGCCGACGACGACAUCACCACCAUCACAACGACCGUCGUGGCUACGUACACGCUGUUCUCCAACGCGGUGACCGGGAUCGGCCACCAGAGACAGACACAGGCCAAACGGUCGCAGCUGUCGCUCACGCUCGGGCUCGUGCUGCCUCUGGCAGUCGUUGCAGCAGCCAUCGCCGGCCUCUACACGUGGCAUCUGUUCCGCAGGCGAAGCAGGCGAAGCACACCUACGCGCAGCUACGCAGCUCCCGUGCUGGCUAUUUCGCGCACGGCAACAGUCGGCAGCACAGAAUCGUCGCUCUCAAAACUCUCCAUCCGCAGCUCGGAACACAGCGCGAUGGAGUCGCCGCGGGUCGUGCGGUUUGGCCCGCUAGAGACACAGUGGAUUAGCACGCCAAUUGCCGCGUUCAAGGGCAUGGUGCGCAGGAGCACGCACGCGAUCGUGGACAGGGCCGGGGCCGCGGUCGAAAGUUCGCCCGUGUUCCUGAAAUCGUUCAAUCUGAAGGCCAGAGACGCCGAGGCCACAGAGCCCGAGACACAGCCCGUGGUGGCCCCGUUGAAAAACACGCAGCUGCUGAAAUUUGCGCGCCACUCAGCCGCACCAGGCUAG
Messenger RNA from Ogataea haglerorum, 636 nucleotides. RefSeq lists its product as uncharacterized. The transcript has a single exon. Bases 1 to 636 code for a protein of 211 amino acids. Lineage: Eukaryota; Fungi; Ascomycota; Pichiomycetes; Pichiales; Pichiaceae. The record is from RefSeq and is a predicted model, not a curated record.